This is a messenger RNA of Exophiala spinifera, 1575 nucleotides long. RefSeq lists its product as uncharacterized. NCBI's taxonomy places the organism in Eukaryota, Fungi, Ascomycota, Eurotiomycetes, Chaetothyriales, Herpotrichiellaceae. Bases 1 to 1575 code for a protein of 524 amino acids. The record is from RefSeq and is a predicted model, not a curated record. The transcript is spliced from 2 exons.
AUGGCCGCACCCACUGACAACACUCAAGGCCUGGUCACAGGUGUUUCCCAAGCGCCGAAAUCUCGCCAUCGACAUGGUCUGCCCACUCCCGAAGGCACGCUUGCACCAGAAGAUGCAAGGAUUACGGCCGAUAAGGAACGGAUGGCGCGAGAGGCAAGGCAGCAAGGUGCCAUGCCCUCUAUUAUCGAGGUUGCAGAUCGGGAAGAAGCCCAGUCCAAACCCGCAUUCGACAUCGGAGCGCAGGACGACCGGCAGUCUCAAGGCGGUGGCGACAGCGGUAGUGAGAGUGACGAGAGCGAUGAUGGAAGGCCGUCCUUAGCGACGGACGCACAGGCUGAAGCGGUCCAUUCCGUUCUUGCUUGCUCUCGCAGAGAUUAUCGCAAGAUAUUGAAACUAGAAGCGGUGGCGGAAGAUGAUCGACAAGAAAAAGAGAAUAUCGUGAAUUCGUUCACCCGCUUAGGAUGUCUGACCCACCCGGACUUCAACCCAACAAAAGGGGCUGACGAGGCUUUCAAAAGAGUUCUCAAGGCAGCCAAGAAGCUAGGCAUCGACCAAGAAGAGAUCAAUGAGGUGAAAUUCUGGGACGGCGAUGAAUUGGCGGAGCGAGAGUUGACCGCCGACGGUAGAUGGGUGGAUAAAGGCGACUCAAUGCAAGGUGUUGAAGAUUCGUCUCCUCUAGGACCAACAGAGGUCCAUCAACAAAUUUGGGGUGGCGUCAAGCCUGUCCUGGGUCGACUGAUGAACAACCCUCAUGAUGAGGAAGCUGUUGCAACAUUGAAGGAAGCAAACACUAAGAUCGUGGAAGAGAACAUCGCCAACAAGGUCCCAGAGGCCAUGCUUAACAGCUAUACCAUUGCGAUCGACACCUUCAAGGCAAUUUUCGCCGAGGCGGCGCCCAUUCUGGCCCGACUACGGGAGAAUCUCGCUGACAGUGAGGCUCGGGCAAAAUUCGAAGCCCUUAAUGAUCGUUUAAGAGCUUUUAAUCGGCUGCACCAGUAUCCUGAGGGGUGGAUCAUGGAUCCUCCGGCCGCAAAUGCCUCGAAGCCGGCCAUUGAAGGAACUGGGCUACAGAGGGCGUCGGUCACUGCCGUUACAACGUCUUCGUCAUCCAGCGACAUCGUUUCUACAUCGACAACGUCUUCCUCGGCUCAAGACGGCCCCAUAACCUUUCGACGAUCGACCCGUAAAGAAGGAUAUGUCAAGGAACACGGGGUGGAAAAAAAGAUUGAAGGCGCUCAGAAAGUUGGUGCUGGUCAUCAGCUGUUGAUUAGUCGUCCCGGAAACCACAACCUUAAAAUUUACGAAUUGGUCGCGGCGUCCACAUUCGGUAAAGGGUUUGGUGCGGCGUACCUCAAUCAACCCGAUGCCAAAUUGAUCGGCAAGGGUAAGAAAGAGGACCUCAAGGAUAUGAAAAUCAAGGAUAUGGUGAUCGCCGGCGUCGCUAGCACUCGAAGAGACCCUUCCAGAGCCUCCAACGGUGGAAGGGUUCGAGAACCCAAUACCAUCGUCCUCGUCGGUUUCGGCGAGCAGCCCGGCCAGUUCACCUGGUACGAUCGGUCCGUUUUAGGUGCCUAA